UCCAACCCCUGCCCCUCCUCUGCUGUGUCCCACAGGGUAUGCUAGCAAGGUGCAGGUGUCCAUGCCCAAGGUGGUGGAGGUGGACCUGGGCCACACGGCCACGCUCCCCUGCAGAUUCCCGGACAGCAACAUCACCUACGUCCACUGGUUUUACAUCACCCACAGCGGCCGCACCAAGGUCUACUCCUGGGUGCAGGGCGAGGUGUUCAUGGAGGACCCGCCCUACGCGGGCCGUGUGAGCAUGGAUGACACCUUCACCCUGACCAUCACACAAACCACGCUGCAGGACGCCCGUAUCUUUGUGUGCCAGGUCGGGGCGGGCAGCCUGGGCGUGGGCGAGAACCGCACCGAGCUCCGCGUCUACAAGGCCCCGGAGCCUGCUGAAAUCGAGGCGAAUGAAGGUGGUAUCUCUGUGGGCAGUAGCGAGAGCCAAGAGAUCGCCGAGUGCAUCGUCCGCAACAGCUUCCCGGGGCCCAAUAUCACGUGGCUGAAGGAUGGGCAUCGCCUGCACCAGGAGGACGACAAAGUGAAAAUCAUGGACACGCGGACGCAGGAGGCCAGCGGGCUCUUCACCGCCAGAAGCCGGCUCUUUGCCUUCGUCACCCGCCAGGACCGCCAUGCCUACUUCCAGUGCCAGGCCCACUACCUCCUCUCAGGGGGUGAACACCAGGCCCAGUCGCCCAAGGUCCAAGUCCACAUCUUUUACCCCACGGAGAACGUGAGCCUGGCCAUCAGCGCCCCGCGCCCGCAGGUGAAGGAGGGCGACCACGUCGCGCUGCGCUGCCAGGGUGACGGGAACCCCCCACCCGAAUACACCUUCUUCCGAGUGCAGAACAACACCGCGACGGGGGAGGAGGAGGAGCAGGAGCUGCCGGGCAAGGCAGACAAAGGUGUGCUGAGCCUGGGCAAGGUGCACAAGGAGGACACUGGCCGCUACCGCUGCAAGGGCCUGGACCUGGACACCAUGGAGACCUUGACAGCCGACGCCGAGCUCGUCGUGAACUAUAUCGAGGGGCUGAAGGUGAUGAAGGAGGCGUCUGAGCCAGUGUCGGAGGGGGACAACCUCACCCUGACCUGCGAGGCGCGAGGCUCCCGGCCUCUGGCCUUCCACUGGCACAAGGACAAGAAGGGGAAAGCGCUGGGCUCCAGGCAGCAGCUGCAGCUCAGCAACAUCACGCGGGAGGCUGCGGGCAACUACAUCUGCGAGGUCACCAUGCCCGGCGUGCAGGGGCUGUCCCGCAACAAGCAGGUGCUCGUCGUGGUUCACGGAAAGCCGCAGGUGAGCAUGGAGGAGCCAGGGGUGCCCGUGCAGGAGAACGAGCUGGUGACCCUGACAUGCACAGCCUUGGCGCAACCCGAGCCCUCCAUCACCUGGAGCGCCAACGGGACGGUGCAAAACCGCACAGAGAACUACAGCGUGGUCAGCAACCUGACGGUGCAGGUCACCAGCAAACUGCUGCACUCGGGCGUCACCUGCACGGCCACCAACUACCUGGGCAUGGCCACGCGCCACAUCCAGCUGGAGCGCAGGAUGACACCAACGAUGCCGACAACGACGUCGCCUGCAGGCAAUGCGACCGUGGAGACCAUCAAGAAAGAGCAGAAGCCCCAGGAGAGCAAGGGCGUGAUCAUCGUGGCCGUCAUCGUGUGCAUCCUGGUGCUGGCCGUGCUGGGCGCCGUCCUCUACUUCCUGCACAAGAAGGGCAAGAUCCCGUGCGGCCGCACCGGGAAGCAGGACAUCACCAAGCCUGAUGCCCGUAAAGACGAGGUUGUAGUUGAAGUUAAGUCAGAUAAGCUUCCUGAAGAGGCGGGGCUGCUGCAGGCCACCAACGGCGACCAGAAACCUGCUGGGGACCAGGGCGAGAAAUACAUCGAUCUGAGACACUAGGGAGGCAGCUGCCAAGUGCUUUCCCGUCCAGACUUUCCCCGCUCCUGGAUCGCCGCCUCCCACCCCUGCUUCAGCCCCCCGGGAGCGUGGCCAGAGCCCGAUGCAUCCCAGCGCCCAGACUGCCCUGCAGGGACGAGCCCUCACUGCUCCGGCCAAGGAUUUGACCGAUGGCAGAAGAGCCGCAGUGCACCUGGACUUGCUCACCCCUCCGGGGGCCAAAGAUGGCCCCGCUGGCCCGAGGGGGGAGCACCUAAUGCCCAGCACGGUUGUGGGGAAGGAUCAGAUGCCUUUCACCCACCGCUUGCAGUAGGUGAGCCCCCCUCACCCCUUUGGGCAGGCUCAGAGCGGAGGGGCUGCUUCGCCAGUGGAAGCCCCUCAGAAAGACGAGCAGCCCCCUCGAU
Gavialis gangeticus (Gharial) is the source of this 2289-nucleotide messenger RNA. It is a transcript of the gene MCAM, whose product is annotated as melanoma cell adhesion molecule. The transcript has 16 exons. Gene Ontology annotation, cellular component: plasma membrane. The coding region runs from base 62 to 1888 and encodes 608 amino acids. Lineage: Eukaryota; Metazoa; Chordata; Crocodylia; Gavialidae. The record is from RefSeq and is a predicted model, not a curated record. Gene Ontology annotation, biological process: angiogenesis.